Monopterus albus (swamp eel) is the source of this 2798-nucleotide messenger RNA. It is a transcript of the gene zwilch, whose product is annotated as zwilch kinetochore protein. Gene Ontology annotation, biological process: protein localization to kinetochore; mitotic spindle assembly checkpoint signaling. Bases 211 to 1995 code for a protein of 594 amino acids. Lineage: Eukaryota; Metazoa; Chordata; Actinopteri; Synbranchiformes; Synbranchidae. The transcript is spliced from 19 exons. Gene Ontology annotation, cellular component: RZZ complex. The record is from RefSeq and is a predicted model, not a curated record.
ACCUCAUGUCUACGUCUGAGUAAGCGCGCGACUCUCAAAAUAUCAACAAAGUUUGAUCAGUCACCAUUUUGCCAUACAACUCCGAGAAGAAGAGGAAGAAGAAGAACAAGAUUCGUUUGCUACAUGCUGUUAACUAAUUUUGUGUGUUUUUGUUCACACUUUUUGUUCACAAUUUUUUAUGUAACAGGAGAUUAGUUGUAUAAUUUUGCGAUGGGCUCAACGAUUUUAUCUAAAGUUACGGAGUUCUUUAAUAUUCUUCGCUCUCUUCAAGACGUGGAAAGCAACGAUCCAUGUAACGUUACAUAUGAGGAGGACAUCCAUAUAUUAAAGAUGAAUGGCAGCAGAAUUGCUGUGGUGAAUAUGUACUGUGGCAACCAGCCAGUCUUCAUCUGUGAAAAAACAGUUCCAAAAAUAAGUGAACCCGAUGCUCAACAAAUGACCGAGACAUCAAACUGUACUGAUGAUGAAGAUAAUGCGAAUGCCAAUGUCAGCAUACUCCAGACAGAACUGGGACCACAGCCAUUCACAGUCAUGAAAGCAAGGCAGUUGCUGUCUUGGUACACAUUAUCUCAAAAUGAUAAUGUGUCAGCUGUGGACCACAGCACAUACUUACACCCUUUGUGGGUGCGAUGUGACAUGUCUGAUCCUGCUGGAACAGCCUGGUUUGGGGCUGAAACAGUCUGUGUGGGCAAUAAAAUAUCAGGGGUUAAAUUAUACUCCGUUACCUGCAAAGGCUCAACUGUGGACAAAAGCUCUUUCAUAACCUUAGAUGAGCUUAAACAGGAACACAAGAAAAGGCAUCACCCGUCCUCGAUGGCCAUUAAAGGCAGUGCCAGGUUCAACUUGUUUGGCUCUACUGUGGUUGAAAACACCAUAAUUGAGUCACAGAGUAGUGUGACAGUGGAUUUCAAAUGGUGCCACGUGGAGAGUAUCCUCGAAACCCCACCCCUGUCUUCUACAGCUACACUGAAUAUUAAAGUCGCCAGUGGAGACAUGAGAAGCCCGAUGUUCGAGAUGUACAGGGAGCUAGAGUUUCUUCAGACUCUUGCUGAUGGUUUGAGAACUGGUGAGACAGAAUGGAUGGAACCUUUGGAAAGCACAUCAGCUGUAAAUCUGACCAAGGCCUACCUAGAAGAGCUUCAGAACACUGCAAAGACACCACAGGACCAGGCUGCAAAAACAGCAGAGGCUACAAAGCUAAAGUCUGAGACGGACACUCCCAUUUUCAACUCUCUCUUGGAACGGGGAGAUCUGGACUUUGUGGAACAGUUGUGGGUUCGCAUGAGAAAGAGUGUGACUUCAUAUAAGGACAUUAGUGACUGUCUGAAAUUGGUCACUGAAGCUCUGAAAUACGGGGACAUCAAGCCCUGGAUUCACAGAGACAGCAACAGCUCCCUCAGCAAGCUCAUCCUGCAGUCCUACCACCAGCAGAUAGAUCAUGUGUCUCUCACAGGUGUCACCCCUGUCCAUAUGCUGCUAGAGAUGGGGCUGGACAAGAUGAGAAAGGAUUACAUCAACUAUCUCAUUGGUGAAGAACUGACAACUCUAAACCAUUUGCGUUACUACCUGAGCACAGAUGUUGAUCUGCAGGAACAAGUGGUCCGACUCAGAAAAUUGCACCAUCUGCUUGAAAUAAUUACGACCUGCAGUGCAUUCCUGGGUUUGCCCUACGACCGACUGUUUCUUCUCACACAGUCAUGUUUGCAGCACUACAUAACGUAUCCGUAUGAUGAGGAACAUGAAUUUAAACUCCAAAUCAAACCAGCCCUGAUCAGCCAUUUCUACCAGAAAGAGCACCCAGUCGUGUGGGGGGUUGAGGUAUCCAGUGGCCACAGUCCUCGUGAGGUCAGGACUUCCUUACAGCUCAGUGACAGACCGCUGGUUCAACAUGUCAUCUUUGAAACAGACUACCCAGAAGAAACCGUGAAUGGGGACAGUGAAGAUCCAGCCUUCUUCUCCACCAUGGUGUCCUGCAGUCUUGUCAGCUUUGUAUGAAUUUACAUAGAGCAGUACUGAACGACAAGUUCCGCCUGUGCAGCAGGAACAUAAGGAAGAUGGCACUGAGCAGAAUACAGAGGGUGCACACGGUGGGAACAACGAUCUCAGUUACCAUCUCCAUGUGGCUGGUCAAAGGGUCUGCAAAGCACACACAUUAACAAUUCACUGGUAUUAUUAUUAUAUACUGUAGUUCAGACACCGCAUAUGAAGCGAGUAAUGAUGCUCAAGCACAGCGCUCAAAGGGUUAAUAUUUUUGUGUAAAUCAAAUCCUCUUUUGCUUAUUUUAGAGUUAGCAUGAGGGAUUUCCUUACCAUGUAUAAGUCUUAGAACAUUGGCAAUAGUUCUCCGCUGUUCCUCUAAUAAAAACAAAGAGAAAUAACUCAGAGUUGAUGAACGGCACUUUAACCCUUUGAGAACUGCAGGCAGCUACUGGGAAAUAUCUCAGAAAGAAUCGUUUGCAACUUUAACUUUAAAAAUAUACUUGUCUGGAAGCGUCAAUUAUUAUUAGACAACAAUCACAGCUGAAUUGUGUUGCUAAACCUCAUGGUGAAGUUUUGUUCAGAUAUACUGUAUCGCAGACUGUUUCACCUGCAUUAUGUUAUCUGGCUAAAUGUACAAUUGUGCUUUGUGAAAUACUUCAUGGGCAGAAGUGCUCUUGGUUGCAAAUUAGUUUUAAGCAUAUUAAUAAAACUUUAGAUAGUUCAAGAAAUGGUCUCAUAGUGUAUACACGGUGCAGUUUAACUGCAGAAGCGUGACUCUGUCAAUCUGACUUAAGACCACACAAUCACAAAGCAACUUGA